Molecule: messenger RNA, 2666 nt
Organism: Bacillus rossius redtenbacheri
Lineage: Eukaryota; Metazoa; Arthropoda; Insecta; Phasmatodea; Bacillidae
Product: arylsulfatase G-like
Exons: 9
Coding region: 91-1677 (528 amino acids)
Molecular function (GO): arylsulfatase activity
Source: RefSeq, a predicted model, not a curated record
AUGGCCGAGGGCUUCGCGCCUUUUCAAAACAAGCUAGAUAUUCAUCGAGGAGGAGCUUGUUUACUUUGUGCUUCUAUCUAGUGAUAAAUAAUGAACCGGAGAAUUUUGAGUUUUGCUCUGACACUAACGUUUUGUUUAUUAGAAAACAUUGCGUGUGUGUUUUCUCAUAUCGGGACUCUUGAUCGCCCUAACGUAGUGUUGAUUUUAGCGGAUGAUCUUGGUUGGGGCGAUGUGAAAGCCAACUGGCCGGGUGACUCGUUGACUCCCAACAUUGACAAAUUGAUCAAUAGAGGAUUAACGAUGACAGACUUCCACGCGGGAGCGUCUGUCUGCUCACCUUCGCGAGCCGCCCUGCUGACGGGACGGCUGGGGCUGCGGACAGGUGUUGUAAGGAACUUUGUGCCCGAGUCAGUUGGUGGCAUUCCAACCAGUGAGACAACUCUGGGUGAAGUUCUUCAGGGUGCAGGGUACAGGACUGCCAUGUUAGGCAAGUGGCACCUGGGCUUAACGCCGGGCCACCAUCCUGUGGACCGAGGCUUCUCUUGCUACCUCGGUGUUCCUUACAGCGUGGACAUGGGCUGCUCUGACGUCCCAGGAGAUAACCUGCCCCAGUGCCAGCCUUGCCUACAUGAUAACAGCAUUCAUCAAUUCUCGGAGCUGAAUACAACAAAGUGCCUAUUUGACUAUAUUGGACUGCCACUUUACUGCAACAAAACUAUAUGUCAUCAGCCAGUUUCUCUUCCAGAACUGUCAAAGGCUUAUGCUUCUUUCGCACAAGAGUUUAUACACAAUAGUGAUGGGAGGCCUUAUUUCCUGUACGCAGCACUGUCUCACGUCCACGUACCGCUCGCCCAUGCAACACAGUUUGAGAAUAUAACUGGCCAUGGGGUGUUUGCAGACACCCUGUAUGAGUUGGACUGGCUUGUCGGCGUGAUACUGUCUGCCGUAGCUACAGCUCCGGGAGGUGACAACACUCUCGUGUGGUUCACCAGUGACAACGGACCGUGGGAAGCCAAGUGUUCCCUUGCGGGCUCCGCUGGGGGCUUCACCGCCAGCUGGCAGAGGACUCUGGGGGGCGGAGGCUCCGGCUCCAAGGCCACUGUUUGGGAAGGUGGCCAUCGAGUUCCCUCCAUCGUGUACUGGCCAGGAGUUGUGCAGGCUGGUGUGAGGUCAGACGCCCUCCUUUCUGCUCUGGACAUCCUUCCUACGCUAUUGAGGAUUACCAAUGCAUCUCUUCCGUUGCACCGCCGCCUUGAUGGGCGAGAUAUGAGCAGCGUGAUUCUGGGUUCCUCAAAUGAUGGCCACCAGGUACUUUUUCAUCCAAAUGGAAAUUUAGAUUUUCUGUGCUCGGAUGUUGGGGCUGUGAGAAUUGGCACUUACAAAGUUGUAUAUUACACAGGUGGUGUCGCAGACUGCAGUGGCAGGGCAGGGCCGCUCCGCCACUACCCAGACGUACCGCUGAUAUUCGACCUGGCUGCUGACCCGACCGAGAGCUCUCCCUUGGACUCCAGCGGAUGGGCAUACCUGUCCAUACAGCAGGCGGCCUCUGAGGCUCUGCUGCAGCUGGAAGUUAGCAUCAGGACGGACAACGUCAGCACUGUCAACUACGGAACCAGCGCGGCUGCGAAACCUUGCUGCUGGGGGGAGAGCCCCAUUUGUCGCUGUCCCUGGGACUGAUCAGCGUAUUUACUCAGCUAAAAGAAGGAAGAGGAAUUAUUGUUUAUACUAUUAUUUGGAAAUAUAUUAAAUGUAGGCAUGCAGAUAAAAUAAAUUUGUAGCAAUACAAAUUUUUAUACUAUUGUUUUAUGUUAGUAAUAGUAGUGACAAAACACACAAAAUCGCAGGUGAAUAAUUAUUACUAGUUUUACUAGCUUAAUGAGACUGCUGACUUCCAUUGUUUAGAAACCCUAAAAUUAAUAUUAUAGAACAAAUUUUUACAAUUUUCAAUUUUAUUAUACGUACAUACACUUUGUUUACCAUUUUAUGAUUUCCCAUUAAGUUCUACAUGCAAAAUUUGAUAAUUCUGAAGUAGCACAUCACUUUUCUAAGGAAAAUAUUUCCAAAGGUUAUUUUUUACUUCUUGGCAUGUUUUUCUUUUAUUCUCUAAUAGGACAUUUUGAUAUUAAUUAAUUUACCAUUUUAACAUCUGGUUGCAUUGAGUUUAUAUACAGGAUAAUUAUAAAGUCCGUGAAACAUUUCAUAAAAUCGGUACAGUGAAAUGGAAAAGAAUAACGUAACAAAUUAUAUAUCGCGUAAAAGAACUCUCAAAGUUUUUUUGAAUGUAGCACCAAAAAUCUAUUUUAAAAAACAACAGACAGGGGUGCUAGUGCAUGUAGUUGCUGAAAAUGGCUGCGAACCAGGCAGAGAAAGCCUUUUGUGUGCUUGAUUGCGCCCGUAGCGAAUCGGUAUUGUGUGCCCAAAGAGCUUUCUGUGGCAAGUUUAACAAAACACCACCAGUUUACAAUAGCAUAAUGAAGUGGUACAAGAAAUUCGAGGAAGACAGCUGUUUGUGCGACGCAAAACGGUCGGGUCGGCCAGGCGUGUCACAACAGACAGUGGAUUGUGUACGGGACGUGAUGGUGCGGAGUCCCAAGAAGUCAACUUAUCGGGCUAGGGCAGAAUUGAACAUCCCUUCUUCAUAAGCGAUUAAGAGUAAAGACGUACAA